AGGGCCGAAACGCUGCUUUAUCGAAAAAUUGUUCUAUCAAAUGAAAGCAUUGCUAUCUGCUUUCUUUCAUCACUUUAUAUUCGGUCCCAGCACCGUGAUUUCGCUCGAGGGACCGUGAAAUCAUUAUGUAUCGAGGGUGAUGUACGUCUGAGUACAGCCGCAAAGAUACUUUCCCUGUGCAGUGGUACUACCAAUCUCUCAUUAUGGAUUGCGCCAUCGGACAUCAAGAACGGAACAACAAAUCCUCUACUGCAGCCCUUAAGUGACCUCCCACUAAUAUCAUUAUCACUUAGUAUAUCCCUCAUUUUCCGUUACACCCAGUUGGUCUGCCUUUCCUCUUUCAAGAUCUUCAGUACAGUGACACAUCUUGAAAUUCUCAACGGCUGGGUGCUAUGGAGCUCUACAGUUGGUCUGGAGUACCUCCAUAGACUGACGCACUUGUGUCUACAUAUCCAUACACGAAGGACUAAGCCAAAAUUGGUGGCGUCCCUUCUCACUCUGCCACACCUCCAAGUAGUUGUGUUCCGUAUCUCAGAAGAUAUCAACACAGUCCAAACAUUCCUGGAAUCUAACUCCCUCAGCGACUCUCGCAUCGUGCUGGCAUCUCAAGUUCCCACUACCUGGGGUGAAUUUGGAGGUGGCGAUAUGUCUCUCUGGAAGGGUGCUGAUCAAGUGGUAGAUUGGAGGCGCAACAGUACCAAAGGCAUGUCUUUCUAUCCCGAAAGCACACUAUGA
Messenger RNA from Suillus plorans, 735 nucleotides. RefSeq lists its product as uncharacterized. The transcript has a single exon. Lineage: Eukaryota; Fungi; Basidiomycota; Agaricomycetes; Boletales; Suillaceae. The annotation marks the transcript as partial. The record is from RefSeq and is a predicted model, not a curated record.